This is a messenger RNA of Spodoptera littoralis (African cotton leafworm), 498 nucleotides long. The record is from the annotation of a GenBank genome assembly. Lineage: Eukaryota; Metazoa; Arthropoda; Insecta; Lepidoptera; Noctuidae.
AUGGCUGCUGGAACGGCCGUUAAAGCAUUUUUCACCUUUAUUUUCGACACAGUACACUGCGCCGGUAUCAGUGGCAGGGACAAUGGAUUUGGUAACAAUUACGUUUGGGCUGGAUCUUUAGAAUCAGGUCUCCAGAUAGCCACACACCACAGAAAACCAGUAAUGGUGAUCAUCCACAAAUCGUGGUGCACAGCCUGUAGAAAUUUGAAGCCGAAAUUCGCCAACUCUCCAGAAAUACAAACGUUAAGCAAACACUUUGUCAUGGUCAAUUUGCUUGAUGAAGAGGAACCGAAAAAUAAUGUAUUUGCUCCAGACGGGACGUACAUACCGAGAAUCCUGUUCAUUUCACCAAAAGGUAGUGUGGACCCCGAAAUAGUGAACGAGGAGGGCAGUAGUCAACACAAAUACUUCUACAGCAAACCAGAACAAAUUGCUAAAUCCAUGAGAAAAGUACUCGACAAAUAUACUGAAGAACAAUUCGAUGAUAUGCGGCGUUAA